Molecule: messenger RNA, 279 nt
Organism: Colletotrichum tamarilloi
Lineage: Eukaryota; Fungi; Ascomycota; Sordariomycetes; Glomerellales; Glomerellaceae
Product: acylphosphatase
Exons: 5
Coding region: 1-279 (92 amino acids)
Molecular function (GO): acylphosphatase activity
Source: RefSeq, a predicted model, not a curated record
AUGGUGAAGAGGAUAUACUUUCUGGCCCAUGGCGGUCAAGUGCAAGGUGUCGGAUUCCGGUACUUUACGCAAAAGAGAGCCACAGAGUAUGGUCUUACGGGAUGGUGUCGCAACACUGAUAACAACAAGGUUGAGGGAGAGGCGCAAGGUGAUGAGGAUGCGCUGAAGAAGCUGCUUAAGGACAUUGACGAGGGACCGAGAUCCGCCAGGGUUGUCAAGCUUGACCAGGAGGAGAGAGAUCUUGUUCAGGACGAAAAGGACUUUGCAGUUCGGCGAUGA